Molecule: messenger RNA, 1355 nt
Organism: Alosa sapidissima (American shad)
Lineage: Eukaryota; Metazoa; Chordata; Actinopteri; Clupeiformes; Clupeidae
Exons: 2
Coding region: 18-1355 (445 amino acids)
Source: RefSeq, a predicted model, not a curated record
CCCACUGGGGGUGAAAGAUGGGAAGACAUACUGAGAAUCCAAAUCGCCAACAUUUUUCCUUUGACCCAGCAACAAACAAAUCGAAGUGCAACGUUGAGGGAUGUGGAGCCGAAAUAGCGGGUAACCAUGGGGGGAACUUGCAGAGGCAUAUCCAAAGGCGUCACCCGGACCUGUUCAACAAGUCUUCGAAUUCUACUGCUACCACACAAAAAAGACCUGGCCCAAGUCAAAGAACUUUAGAUGAGGUUACUGUGAAGAAGCCAAAAUUGCUCCAUGUACCCAUUACAUCGGAGGCCCUCGUAGAUGUGUGUUUGGAGCUGGUCACAGUGAACGGCAGACCAUUUUCCUUAAUGGAAGACACUGGCUUUAGAAAAAUAAUUGACCCACUACAACAAGCAAUUGGAAAUGGUUUCUCAAUUAAUUCAGCCAACAUUCGUGAGAGGGUCACAACACUCGCUGACAGCGAAAGGAGAAAACUGAUAGACGAGCUUAGUGGCAGGCUUAUCCUGCUGAAAAUCGACAGUGCCACUUGCAGGGAUCGCUCUGUUUUGGGGAUUAAUGUGCAAUAUGCAGAAGGAGAAAACAUUGUGUUACGGACGUUGGCUGUUCGAGAACUGUGCGAAAGACAUACGGCCUCCUAUAUCUCUUCUGUGGUACAGGAGGUGUUGGAAGAGUAUAAAAUCAGUCUGAAGCAGGUGUACUCGAUCACUGCGGACAACGGUGCCAACAUGCAAAAGGCAGUGCAACUAUUGUCCGACCUGCAAGCGACAGGCAAUGAUGAUGAGGAGGACACUGAUGCAGACACAGAAGCUGACGACACGGGAAGAGAACCUGAUGUUGAAAUUGAUUCUGUUGUUCAGGGGCAGAUCUUGCGCAGUGUGCGUUGUUCAGCACACACUUUACAACUAGCAGUAGAUGAUGCAUUGAAAGAGAAGGGGGUGUCUAACAUCAUUGGUAAAGCACGCCGUGUUGCUAAAAAGUUGCGCACUCCAAAUGUUGUGGCCGUUAUUAAAAGAAUGGGCCACAGGAGGGCCAUAGUUGACUGCCCCACGCGCUGGCAUUCCACACACGACAUGUUAGAACGACUUUGCGAGCUCAGAUCGUUUUGUGAUGACAUGUCGCCUACCGUUAAUGAGCUGCAUUUAAGUGAACCCCAGUGGCAGGCCAUUUCAAAUAUAGUCAAUGUGUUGAAACCUGCGAAAAUUACAACCAAAUGCAUCCAAUCAGAACAGCUUACCGCAGGUGACUUUUACGGCCAGUGGCUGAAGUGUGUGUUAGAUACCGAAAAAAUGGACAGCCCCUUUGCCAAACGACUGGUCCAGUGCAUGAAAUCACGUCAACAUACAUUGUUUUAA